CUCGCAAUUUUUCUCGUCUCUCUCUCUUUCUCUCCUCUCUUCAUAUCAUUUGCAUAUUUGCACUCAUUCUCAAGGGGGUCCUCUUCUUACAGUUAUAUAGGGUGAGUUAUUUUUUAGUACAAGUUCGUAUAUUGGACUCACCAACUUAGGUCGAUAUCAAUCUUGCUCUAUUCUCCGAGCGCAACUAUGGCCAGGGGUGUCAUAUGGGUGGGACUGGGUCAGUUCAGUUCAAUUACGUAUAUAAAGUAUGACUAAAGUUUUGCUUUCUAUGGUUGGGGUUUGAGUUUAUCGCCAAUUGGAGCAUAGUAGCCUUGCCAUCUGUCUACUUUUAGCGAUAAUUUCCUGCAACAGCCCUCUGAUUUGCAUGUUACUAGUGGGCACCACUCACAUCUGAAAUUGACUAAACGUAACGACGACGACGUCGGUGACUGUGCAGCCCACCAAUCCUAAAGGGUGGCUGAAGGAAAACAUGAGCCUAUCGAGGUUUCAUCAGCAACUUAAUUAUGUAAUGACCGUAUUGGUUAAUGUUCGAUGUAUCUGGUACAGAUUCAGCCGAGAUGUGAUGCAUCUCCAUAGACAGAUUGGGGUUGGGAAAAAAUUGAACAUGGAGAACUGGCAUGUAUCAUCACAAUGUGUGCGGCUCUAAUCUUCUUACUUCAAAUCUUUUUUUCAGUGUAGACGAAGAUCGGUGGAGAAUGGAGAUCAAGGUACUGCUCACGUUGGUAUCUAUUGCGAGCUUCGUAAGUCAGGGUAUGUCGGAGCACAAAGCCCCCCCGCCGCCUGUCACAGAGGCGGCCCUUCAUAGGAUAGCGGCUUCAUUGGACAUGUUCGUCGACGAACUCCCCCAAAUGCCAAGGCUUUACGGUUACUCCAGGCGUGAAGGUUUGCUCCUUCCUGGAAAUCUCACCAUUGGCAUGUACGAGAAGAAAUGGAAAUUCCAUCGAGAUUUACCGGCCACUACUGUCUUCGCCUUUGGUACAUCAGCUGCCGCUGCGACCGUGCCCGGUCCAACCAUUGAAGCACUUCAAGGCGUCCCCACUUCGGUGACGUGGCUCAAUUUCCUCCCUCGAUCCCACAUCCUCCCGUGGGACCCAACCAUCCCCACGGCCAUCCCCAAGCACGGCGGCGUCCCGACCGUCGUCCACCUUCACGGUGGCGUCCACCCGCCAGACUCGGACGGCAACGCUUUCGUGUGGUUCACCUCGGGUUUUCACGAGACCGGACCGAAGUGGACUCGCAAGACCUACGCAUACCCCAACGUGCAACAUGCCGGAAACCUUUGGUACCACGAUCACACGGUCGGCCUGACGCGUGUCAACCUCCUAGCCGGUCUGAUCGGCGCCUAUGUGAUACGUGAUCAGUCGUUGGAGGUGGAGCUUGAUCUCCCGUCGGGGCCCGAUUUCGACCACCAUCUGAUGGUGUUUGACCGGAGUUUCACCAAGGACGGAUCGUUGUACAUGAACUCCACCGGCGACAACCCUAACAUACACCCGCAGUGGCAGCCGGAGUACUUCGGCGACGCCAUCAUAGUCAACGGCAAAGCUUGGCCCUACCUCAAGGUCCAACGUAGGAAAUACAGAUUCCGCAUAAUCAACUCUUCCAACGCGCGCUACUACAAAUUCUCAUUGACCACAGGAUUGUCAUUCAUCAUGGUCGCCUCCGAUGCAUCCUAUUUGCCCUCGCCAGUGAUCACCAAAUCGUUUCUCUUAGCUCCAUCGGAAACUGCCGACGUCAUCAUUGACUUCUCCACGACAGAAGCGAAAGAAGUACUGCUCAAGAACGGCGCUCCAUACCCUUAUCCCAGUGGCAGUUCUGUUGACAGGCUGAACGGGGAGGUAAUGAAGUUCGUGGUAUUGUCUGGAAACCCUAACCCGCCAGACAGAUCCCGUGUGCCACCAUCUUUGAGGGUCUACUCGACGACCCAAAAACCAACUGUUAAGAGGUACAUAGUGCUGUAUGAAUUGAGAAGAAAUCGAAUACAGAACAAGAUCUUCAAGCAAUCAAUGAAAAUACCUCAGACUUCUGUUAUAUUUCUUCUUCAGAACUUCGAGUUCUUCUUUACACAAUCUUUCAUCAACUCCAAAAUACAGAGAACGAAGAAAAGGCUUCGAUGA
Messenger RNA from Eucalyptus grandis, 2114 nucleotides. RefSeq names its product multicopper oxidase LPR1 homolog 1-like. The record is from RefSeq and is a predicted model, not a curated record. NCBI's taxonomy places the organism in Eukaryota, Viridiplantae, Streptophyta, Magnoliopsida, Myrtales, Myrtaceae. Gene Ontology annotation, molecular function: copper ion binding. The transcript has 3 exons. Bases 618 to 2114 code for a protein of 498 amino acids.